This is a messenger RNA of Monodelphis domestica (gray short-tailed opossum), 5931 nucleotides long. RefSeq names its product FEZ family zinc finger 2 (gene FEZF2). Gene Ontology annotation, molecular function: DNA-binding transcription factor activity, RNA polymerase II-specific. The record is from RefSeq and is a predicted model, not a curated record. Gene Ontology annotation, biological process: regulation of transcription by RNA polymerase II. Gene Ontology annotation, cellular component: nucleus. NCBI's taxonomy places the organism in Eukaryota, Metazoa, Chordata, Mammalia, Didelphimorphia, Didelphidae.
GAAAGAGCAGACGGCCACGCAGUGACCAUUUGGGGGAGGAGUGGCGGGGCUCGGGCCUUAGCUCCCGCUGCACGCAGCCAGAGCCAAACUCUCACUUCUUCUCCUCCCCAAAGUCCCUGCGAGCUGCAACCAUGAAAAAGUUGUGAAUCACGCACUAAGUCUCUGCCUCUUUCCACUCCCCCCUACCCAGCCACGGACCUCUCUCUCUCUCUCUCUCUCUCUCUCUCUCUCUCUCUCUCUCUCUCUCUCUCUCUCUCACACACACACACACACACACACCACUAACACACACAAACACACACACUCCUUUCUCUCGAUCCCCUGUUUCUUUCUCUUUUCCUCCCUUGCUUAGCAAGUGGCGCGCACUUGCCCCGGGGGCGCGAGGAUGCUAGGUUACAAAUUGCGGACAUUCAACUUUUAGGGACUACGGGGUGGUUUCUGGGGCUGCGUUUUAGUUGCGGCGCGGGGGGCUGCUGGGCCGCCUGGCGCUCACGGGGCGCGCGAAACUACGAGGGGCCACUGCCGCUGCCCUCUACUGCUGCUGCUACUGCUGCUGCUGCCGCCGCCGCCACCGCUGCCGCCACCGCUGCCGGGCUACUGCUGCUGCUGUGAGCGCAGCCCCGUGCGCUCAUGUCAUUCUGCUGUAAGUGACUUCAUGUGAUGUCAGCUAAAUGUAAAAGACAGUGAUCUCACGCGGAGGGAAGAUGUUGGCGAUCAAAAUGUGACAGUGUAGCCCUGCUGCAUGCCUCGUACGCAUCUCUCUCCUCGGCGCCGGGGGAGAAAGAGUUAGACCGGAGCAACGUCGUUUGGGAGGGAGGCCGGUUCGCCCCCCGCCCCACCCUCCUCGCUCCAGCACCCCUACACCCUUCCUACCGCUGGAACCUGCAGCAACUUUUCCUCGAGAUGGCGAGCUCGACUUCCCUCGAGACCAUGGUCCCGUCGUCCUGUCCCCGGACCGGAGCCUCCACUGCCACGUCCAAGACCUUGGCCUUCUCCAUCGAGAGGAUCAUGGCCAAGACUUCGGAGCCCAAGCCCCCCUUCGAAGCCCGGGGACCCGGGGGCCUGGAGGUGGACGGAGGAGCCAAGAAGAUGCUCAGCCUCUGCUCGUCCUUGCCUUGUAUGAUUCCCAUUCAGCCCCUGGGCUACGAGAUGCCGUCCAAGACUCUGCUCAACUACACCGAGCUUUGGAAGAGUAGCCUCCGGGGCGGCGGCGGAAGCCAUGGAGGAGGAGGAGGAGGAGGAGGUGGUGGUGGUGGUGGUGGAGGAGGAGGAGGAGGAGGAGGUAGCGGCGGUGGAGGAGGAGGUGGCGGAGGUGGUGGUGGCGGUGGGGGCAGCGGGGGCCCCCAGAUCUGCGGUGCCAGCGGCUUGUGCAAAGCUAACUGCGGCAUGUGCUGCAAAGCGGAGCUGAGCCUGGCUCCGUCUGUGCUGCCCACCGGCAGGGUCAUCAAGCCCCAGGUCAUCAACCAGGCCGUGGGGCUGCCGGCCAAUGGCUCCCUCUAUUACUUCAACUACCUGGAAUCUUCGGCGUAUCCCCCAUCGGAACUACUCAAUGGGCACCUCUUCCCCUCCAGCAUCCUCAACGCCCAGUCCCCGGCGUCCCUGGCCGCCCACCAGAAACUCUUCUUGUUGGAGAACGCCAAGCUGGCCACGUUGGCCGCGGACAAGUUCCCUCAUGCCCCCUACCCCCACAAAGAGCGCCUGCCUGGGCAGCUGGACCAGGUCAUGAAAGAGAACACGGCACUGACGGCGGAGCGCAACGGGGCCAAGAGUCACGGCAAACUGUCUGCGAGCUCCGCUGACGGCAAGCCCAAGAACUUCACCUGCGAAGUGUGCGGCAAGGUGUUUAACGCUCACUAUAACCUCACUCGCCACAUGCCGGUCCACACGGGAGCCAGACCGUUUGUCUGCAAAGUCUGCGGGAAGGGCUUUCGGCAAGCCAGUACCCUGUGCAGACACAAAAUCAUCCAUACCCAGGAAAAACCUCACAAAUGUAACCAGUGCGGCAAAGCCUUCAACCGGAGCUCCACGCUUAACACUCACAUCCGAAUCCAUGCGGGCUACAAGCCUUUCGUCUGCGAAUUCUGCGGGAAAGGAUUCCACCAAAAAGGAAACUACAAAAAUCACAAACUGACUCACAGUGGGGAGAAACAAUACAAGUGUACCAUCUGCAACAAGGCCUUCCACCAGAUUUAUAACUUGACUUUUCAUAUGCACACCCACAACGACAAGAAACCUUUCACAUGUGCCACUUGUGGGAAAGGAUUUUGCAGAAACUUUGAUCUAAAGAAGCAUGUGAGGAAACUCCAUGACAGUGUGGCCCCUGGAGCCCCCACCACAAAGGACUUGCCCAGGACGGUGCAGAGCUGAAAGCUGGUAUCUGAGCAGGAUCUGGUUCCCUCUCCCCUCCACACCGCCUGCCCCAGGGAGACGGGAGAGAGACACUGAUUUCUAAGAUUUAAAUAGAUAUAGAUAUAUAUAUAUAUAUAUAUAAACACACACACACACACACACACACACACACACACACACACACACACACACAUAUAUAUACAAAUACAGCAGAGAGGUUAGAUCUAUUUAUCGAGACCAACAUCUAUUUUGGAAAGCUAAACCGUCUCCCUAUGACUAGGGAGCAGAGUUGUGCAAACACACACAUAUACACACCCCCACAUGUGUACAUAAAGGGGGAAACUUAUUUAAAGUGAAGUCCUGGACCUCAGAGCCCCCAAGACAUUUUACUGAGGGUCUGCAGGGUGGGGGGAGGGUAGACUAUCUGAACCUAACUUUUUGACACUGGCUGAAUAUAAACUGUGCCAUGAGCCCAUCCACUUUCUACAUUUCUGUAAAUUUCCAUGUACUGAUUGAUUAAGGAAUAUAUCUAUAUAUGAUUAUAAUAAACCGAUUCCAUUCGGAUGAGACUUCUUUGCCCUCUCCCCAGCUCUGGGAGAGGACGUGGAUGGAAAUGUCUUUCUUCUCUCUCUCUUCCUUCCUUCCUUCCUUCCUUCCUUCCUUCCUUUUUUCCUUCCUUCCUUCCUUCCUUCCUUUUUUCCUUCCUUCCUUCCUUCCUUCCUUCUUUCCUUCCUUCCUUCCUUCCUAUCUUCUUUCAUUUCCCUUUCCUUGCCUUCCAUCAUUUCCCCCUCUUCCUUUUUAUUUUGCUCUUUCUCUUCCUUCCUUCUUUCUCUUCCCUCCUUCCUUCCCUCCUACCUCCCUUCCUGCAGCUGAUGUUCUGACCAUAUUUCUAAAAGUUAUCUUUUGUAUUUUUCAAGCCAGCCGGGAGCUCGAAUGAAGGCAGAAUUGCGAUGGAAACGGAGUGAGAAGAGAAAUCUCCAAACGAUUGUGGGGUGCCCUGGUGUAACUGAGCUGGCACAUUAGUGGGCUGGGGGGCUUCAACUUGCUUUCCCUGUGGUUGGGAGAAGGACUCCCCAAACCCAGGAAUCCUUUGUUUUAUUGUGUUGUGUUGUGUUUAUCCAACGUAUGACCUACAGUGAAACGAGCCUUCCAACGAAAAGGAUAACCGCCAGGGUGCUGAAUUUCCUACGCAGGACCAGGGGCGGAAGGUUUUCGUGUUGGGGGAAAAAUACAGAGUGUACGGGGGCCGGGAAGCACCUGUUUGCUGGACUGCUUGCUCUGCGGGGAAAAGUUUCUUCUGUUUCUCUAGCUGGGGUAGUUGGUGCGGAAAGUGGGAAGAGAGGGAGAAGAGGUGGGUAAUGAGAGGCGGCGCUGAUGGUGCGGGGCAUGUAGGCGCUCCUCUGGUGGGACUGCUACUGUUUCACUGGUGCUGGCCCGCGCGCGUUUCCAGUCUACUCCUUCUAUGUUUAUUGACUUACCUGGGCGUUCGCUUACAGAGCUUGACCUGCUACUCCCGCAGCCCCAGAAAAGAGAGCUUCCAGGGUUGUCUCCAAGGCGGGCCUCCCUCUUCCCCAACACCAUAUGCCCCUGCUGGAUCCAUACUCCCCCCACCCCCACCCCCGCCCCGCCCCGCCAAACAAGGGGAGAGGGACUUUCAUUUCCCUCACUUUUUCUUUUCUCUAUGGGCCAGUGGUGCCCAUAGGCUAACGGGACUGGUGGCCUGGCGCUCAUCCCCAAGGGGGGAAAAUAGCGGGGACAGAGAGAGCAAUGGGGCCUUCUCCAAAUCCGGACGCCACAGCCGGAGACCUGUCGGGCCAAAGAGCCGCCAACCAGUUAGUUCCCUUUCUUCCCCAGUCCCGUCUUCACCUCCCAACUUCCCACCAGCUAUCCAAGCAAAGAUGCUCUCUCUCUAGGGCUCCCUGGAUACAAGAAGGAUGAUGAGGCUCACCUCAGGGCCUCCCCAUCACCAACUCAAUCCGCUUCAGCAACUCCAUCUCCGUCUUACCCUACUCAGUUGCCAUUAAAUAUUAUUAUUCUUUACAAUGACAAUAAUAACUUCACUCCUCUCAUCUUUUUCGAUGGAGUUCAAAUGGAAACGAUCCUGAGCUGUUGCUCUCUUAUUCUUAUCUAACAUUUAAUGUUCAGAAGACUAUUAUUAUUAUUAUUAACCGGGUGUUUAAGCCGGGGGUCCCUCUCCCCACCCCCACCCCCGAAUUAAAGUCGCAUGAAAUGCGGGAUAAUGACGGUUUUCAUAAUCUAACAUGUCACCUUUUGGUCCCUUAAUUAAGACGCAUUUAAACAAUUUCCUGAAUAGCUAUCUGUUUUUUUCUCGAAUGCUGAUGAAAUGAUCUCACGCUCGCUUUCUGAGUAAUGACCCAAAUUAAGAGAGAAAACAGAGACCCUUCAAACCGCAUUACAUUAAUCAUCUAAUCAUUCCCAGGAGGGGGGCCGGCUGCCUGAACCCUUUUUGAUCAGAAUAUGGAUAAUCAAGUACUUAGAUUACAUCAACGGGCGCGCUAGGCAGGCCCCCCUGAGCAGCCCCAGUCCCCCAACCCCCCCACACACACACACCCGACUAUGCAGCCGCCAAUGCCUCCCUCCCCUAUUUUUAAUAUCCAAGCGCCUAUUCAACCCACGUCGUUUGGAACAAUAUUAUUCUAGGGGAGAAAAGGGAUGAGGGUUGCGGUCCGUGUGCGUGCUGCUCAGCCCAAGCUCGCCAAUGAAAAUGGAAAUAAACGCGCCCGGCUUUGUCUGGGGACUGAUUAGAGAGGUUUAAGUGCGUGUGAAGGAGGGAGAAGGGGUGAUAGCGCACCCCACUAGGUUGAGCGGCUGAAAUUGGGGGGAGGGGAAGGGCGUCCAGUCAUUCUCAAUCCCACUCCCUCCUCCCCAAACGGGCUUUAAUUAGAGACUAGAUGGGAUGGGAAAACUAGAUGAGGCAACGCUCUCCAACUGAAAAGUUGAAUCGGAGGAGAGAUGGCUGUUAUGCUCUGUUUUAUAUCCGAGAGGAACCUGGGGUUUGGCUGAGACACACUUGCUGCUGCUGGGCCCCAAUUAAUUCAUCUAUAAAAGAAGGGAGUCGGAUGAAGAGAUCUCUAAAAUCCCCUGGAAGUCUGAAGAGUCUUUGCUCUCUGUCCUAAAUCUGCUUAUGAUCUGGGCCCCAGUUAGUUCAUCUGUAAAAGGAAAGUUGGACUAGAUGAGCUUGUCCUCUAAAGACCCUUUCAGCUCUGAAGCUAUGACCUCUGAUCUCUAAGGUCCUUGGCAAGCCUCAGAAUUUGUGAUCUAAAUCUGCCUAUGUUCUGGGCCCUGAUUUGUUCAACUGCAAAAAGAGUGAACUGGACUGACUACACAAUCUCUAAAUGUCAUCUUCUGUGACCUAGGAUCUGUGAAUCUGCCUGUAAACUGAACCCCUGUAAAAAACAAACAAACAAAAACCAACAACGCUGACUUGACUCUAGGGUCUCUCAGACCUCUUCUUGUAAGUGGAAUAUUAUACUGUAUACUUUGUGAUCUAAAGCUGUCUCAUUCUCUCCACCAUCACCUUUGAUUUGGAAACAAAUACAAAGUUUGAUUUUUUUUCUAUGA